GGGCCUCCCCCGCGCUGGGAUUGGAUGCGAGAACGGGGUGGGCGCGGGCGGGGGGAACCCCAGAAGCCCAGGUUCCCAGUUCGGGGGUAGAGCAGCCCGCAGUGCAGACGCUGCCGGCCCACGCUAGGGAAACCUCACACCGACCUGGCGGGCUGGCGGGCGGCGCGGAGGCGGCGGCAACAACAGCGGCGGCCCCCGCAGGCGCCGGGCGCACCAAGAUGUUUGACAGCUCGCAGUAUCCCUACAAUUGCUUCAAUUACGACGCGGACGACUACCCAGCUGGCAGCUCCCACGAAGAGAAGCGACUCACGCGGCCCGCCUACAGCUACAUCGCGCUGAUCGCCAUGGCCAUUCAGCAGAGCCCCUCGGGCAGGGUCACCCUGUCCGGUAUCUACGACUUCAUCAUGCGCAAGUUCCCCUACUACCGAGCCAACCAGCGCGCCUGGCAGAACUCCAUCCGCCACAACCUGUCCCUGAACAGCUGUUUUGUCAAGGUGCCCCGAACGGAGGGCCACGAGAAGGGAAAGGGCAACUACUGGACGUUCGCGGGUGGCUGUGAGUCGCUGCUGGACCUCUUCGAGAACGGCAACUACCGGCGGAGGCGCCGUCGCCGUGGCCCCAAGCGCGAGGGGGCGGGGGAGGCGCGCACAGGGGCCCCGGAGGGGCCUCUGGGGCCGCCUGAGCCAACCCCCCACCGCCAGCCCCCUGCCCCCACCAGUCCCGCUGCCUUGCGGAAGGAGGAGCCCAGGGGCAUCAAGUUCAGCAUUGACUACAUCCUGUCUUCACCCGACCCUUUUCCGGGGCUCAAAUGUUCCUGCAGCCCCCAGGAGGGCAGAAACCCCCAGCCGGGAACCCAGCAAAUGAACCUCCACCUUUGGACAGCAUAAGGCAGGGCUGGCAUCCAGGCAGCCUGGGGUCUUCCAGGGGAUUUCAGCCCCCGCUCAAGCCAAGCAGCAAGGUUUUGCCACAUCCUACUAACUUCCACAGACUCCUCCUGCUCCAGGCUGAAAACCACCCUGUGCUGCAGAGAUGGGAGGUCAGUCUUCUGGCUUCAUUGCUCCAAGUCCCCUUUGCAAGAAGACCCAUGGGGUCCUACCUGACUAAAGCGUUUGCUCUAGAUUCACUGAAUAACCCUCCUCUGAGGACUAGGAACAUGGGUUCAGGGCCACGUCCGCUUAGAUCCGGGGCACAUUUCACCCCUCCAUCAUCUGAGAGUUUGCUGCAUAGACAGCCACGCCCGGGAAGGAGCCAGGGUGUCAGUGUUCAGUUGGUGAAGCGGGUGGGCAUCCUCCCUCGAGCUAAAAGGGCUAAAAGAGAAGUCAGGUAUCAGCUGAGCCCACGGACGUCGCCCCAAAGUUUUUGACUAUGGCCCUGUUACAGAUGAUGGGCUCAAACAUGUAAGUGCAUCUUGU
Mustela lutreola (European mink) is the source of this 1412-nucleotide messenger RNA. It is a transcript of the gene FOXL3, whose product is annotated as forkhead box L3. Gene Ontology annotation, molecular function: DNA-binding transcription factor activity, RNA polymerase II-specific; RNA polymerase II cis-regulatory region sequence-specific DNA binding. The coding region runs from base 219 to 887 and encodes 222 amino acids. Lineage: Eukaryota; Metazoa; Chordata; Mammalia; Carnivora; Mustelidae. The record is from RefSeq and is a predicted model, not a curated record. Gene Ontology annotation, biological process: anatomical structure morphogenesis; regulation of transcription by RNA polymerase II; cell differentiation. The transcript is spliced from 3 exons.